AUGCCAAUUUUGAUGCCCGCAACUUCUGGAGUCAUCAACAUUCCCUCGCUAGAUAAGAAGUCAUGUGAUUUUCAACGCUCCACACUUCAGUUGGCUCGGAGCUCUGGCACUGCAAAUGCCAGAGACCUCUCUGAACAUCUCUUUGGUGGAUCUGAGAAUAUUCAGACAUAUCUUCGCAUUUCUAAAUUGGUUGAAAAUAAUCCCGCGUUUUCCAGAGAAAAACGAUACCACUACGGAAGGGCAGAGAUUACGCUCCAUUUCGAAAUGUUUCUGCCUGUUUUAAAGGCCCAAGGUACGGAUGAACAAUAUGCUCGAUGGGGAAAAGCCGCCGAGGAUUUUGGCAUCAUUGGCUGCUAUGCACAGACCGAAAUUGGACAUGGAUCUAACUUGAGCAACCUUGAGACAACGGCCACAUUUAUGCGCACAAGUGGCGGCGGUCAGUUUAUUUUAAAUUCGCCAUCGCUAUCUUCGAUCAAAUGGUGGAUUGGCGGGCUCGGCGUUAUCUCGACCCACGCUCUCGUUCAGGCGAAAUUGAUUAUCGAUUCUGUCGAUUAUGGGCCGCACUUGUUCAUCGUUCAAAUAAGGUCUUUGGUUGAUCACUCUCCCUUGCCAAAUGUGGAGGUUGGGGACAUCGGAGCCAAAUUUGGCAUGGCAAAAAAUGACAACGGCUGGCUUCGAUUCAAUCAGGCCAAGAUAUGCAGAAGUCAGCUGUUGUCUCGAUUUGCCAGCGUUGACGAGAACGGAAACUACAACCCACCGGUUCACCCAAAAAUAUUUUAUGGCGGCAUGGUGAUUAUUCGCGUGCAGCUGGUUGAGCAGGCAUGGCUUUAUCUUGCAAGAGCAGUGACCAUCACUUCGAGGUUUUUUUGCCUGCUUACUUCUAGAUACACGACGGUUCGACGCCAGUUUUUGUCAAAGUCUGGUGGCGAUGAAAACCCGGUCAUCACAUACCCUUUGGUCAAAUAUCGGCUUUUCCCGCUAAUUGCCUCUUGCUUUGUGUUCAAUUGUGUCGGGGCUAGAACGGCGUCUUUAUUUGACCAAAUGACGGAGCAGCUAAAGUCGUACAAUGCAGACCUUCUUCCGUUUGUGCAUGCGCUCUCUUCUGGAUUGAAAUCAUACUUCACAUCGUAUGUGGCAAAUGCUGUGGAGGAGUCAAGAAAAAUCUGCGGAGGUUCUUUGUCGUCAUUGUUGGCUUAUCUUUCCAAGUCUGAGACGUCUCCCCUGAAAUGGCUCAAUGAAAGAACCCUGUCGCUCGAAAGCUCCCGCCAGCUUGCUCGAGAUUCUUUCUGCGAUCCCGCAAAAGACCAUCUUCUUGCUGCUUUUAGACAUCGAUGCAAGCGCUUGGUGACCGAGUUGGCGUCCGCAGUAAAGACGUUCGGAUUCGAUUCUCAAAAUGUACUGUGUUUCCGCGUCUCUGUGGCGUUUUGCCAAUACUUUUGCAUCGAAUCGAUGCUGGUUGCACCAAGAAAAAACACAAUAUCUGCCGUGCUGGAUUUGAUGAGAGAUGUGUAUGCAAUUUCGAUUUUGGAUUCGUUCGCUGCCGAUUGGCUCGAAGAUGCUUCCCUGGAUGGAAAGAUCUUGAAGAAAUAUCGUCACCAUCUUGAGGCAGAUCUUUUUAAAAGAAUGGCUCCAGAGGUUAUUAGCCUCACUGAUUCCUUUUUGCUUCCCGAUUUUAUGCUAGAUUCUGCAAUCGGCUCGUCAGACGGCGAUGCCUACAGGCAUCUACUUGCAUCGGCUUUGAGGGAUCCCGUGAACGUUGACAUUAAUUCAAACAGCUCUGCAUAUUUACAAUUUAUCCGUCCCAUUCUCAAAGAAUCCGCCUCCAAGUUAUAA
Messenger RNA from Mitosporidium daphniae, 1833 nucleotides. RefSeq names its product acyl-coenzyme A oxidase. Gene Ontology annotation, biological process: fatty acid beta-oxidation using acyl-CoA oxidase; lipid homeostasis. Bases 1 to 1833 code for a protein of 610 amino acids. Gene Ontology annotation, molecular function: FAD binding; fatty acid binding; acyl-CoA oxidase activity. The record is from RefSeq and is a predicted model, not a curated record. NCBI's taxonomy places the organism in Eukaryota, Fungi, Microsporidia. The transcript is spliced from 3 exons. Gene Ontology annotation, cellular component: peroxisome.